This is a messenger RNA of Bursaphelenchus okinawaensis, 1167 nucleotides long. The record is from the annotation of a GenBank genome assembly. NCBI's taxonomy places the organism in Eukaryota, Metazoa, Nematoda, Chromadorea, Rhabditida, Aphelenchoididae.
AUGAACUCCUUGUCGGUGGCUUUGCGGCGUGGCCAAUUCUUGAACAAGGCCUCAGCAACUUCUCAACUGUGUCAAACUCGCAACAAAUAUCGUAAGUUGUUAAGCUUUAUAUUGCUUUUGAAGUUUAGGUUUGAAAGCAUUGGAUUUAAGGUUAAUAUCGAUAACUACGUCUGAAAUUUGGCUUAAAUUAUAGUUUUCUGUGACAUAAACUUGUUGCUUAUGUUCACUCCAAAAACAAAGUUUAAGUUCAUACUUAUUUUAAAAAUUUAGGCUACGUUGGAGCUCCGGCGAUGUCUGAUGGCUCGCUGAAAGGUGAUAUGGAAGCGGCUUACCAUUCCGUCAUGUUUACCGAGCUUAUCCGAGGUUUCGGCGUUAUGUUUGGUCACGUUUUCAUGGAGCCAGCCACGAUUAACUAUCCAUUCGAAAAAGGACCACUAUCGGCUCGAUUCCGUGGCGAACACGCGCUGAGACGUUAUCCAUCAGGUGAAGAGCGUUGUAUUGCUUGCAAAUUGUGUGAGGCUAUUUGUCCAGCUCAGGUUAGUAGGUAUAUCAUUGUAUAAGGUCUUCUGUAUCUAUAUUUAACUUUAAAAUUAAAAAAUGGACGUUUAUUUUAAAGUUUAGAUUAAAAUACGAGCUAUAUUGAUCAUGAUGGGUCCACAACAAUAUUUUUCAAAUUUCAGGCAAUUACCAUUGAAACUGAGACUCGUGCUGAUGGCAGUAGACGUACCACGAGAUACGAUAUCGACAUGACAAAGUGUAUUUACUGUGGUUUGUGUCAAGAAGCUUGUCCGGUUGAUGCUAUUGUUGAGGUAAGUAAUAUAACGGUUUCUAAUAAGUUUUGACAUUAUUUAUGUUCUUUGAGUGUUUUAAAGCGGCAGUUUUUCAGAUUUUAAAAGUGAAAAUUAUUCAAAAGUUUAAUAUAAGCUUUUUUUUAUCACUUUCAUCUUGGGUUAUGAUUUAAAAUGGCAUUUUUGGGGUAAUUUCUGAAAAUUUUAAAAUCAAACUUUUUCAAAAUUAUUUUUAAAAAAUCUUCAGGGCCCUAACUUUGAAUACUCGACCGAAACUCACGAAGAGUUGUUGUACAACAAGGAGAAGCUGCUACUAAACGGCGACCGAUGGGAACCCGAGCUGGCAGCCAACAUUCAAGCCGAAUAUUUGUAUCGUUAA